Molecule: messenger RNA, 1116 nt
Organism: Giardia duodenalis
Lineage: Eukaryota; Fornicata; Diplomonadida; Hexamitidae
Product: Ankyrin repeat protein 2
Exons: 1
Coding region: 1-1116 (371 amino acids)
Molecular function (GO): protein binding
Source: RefSeq, a predicted model, not a curated record
AUGCCGGACACUGAGCGAACUUCUGAAUGCUCCAGACACUGGUUUGCCGCUGCUGCCUCAGGCGAUUGUGACUAUAUUCAGCAGAACAUAGAGAAGUUUAGUGGUGUGCGCAAUGAAUCUGGAGCCACGGCUUUAAUGAAGGCUGCUAGCAACAACGAUGCACGGAUUGUUGAGCUUCUAUUGUCAUCAGAAGCUGCGCUUCAGGAUCAGCAAGGGAUGAGUGCUCUAAUGUUUGCAGCGCGCAACGGGGCCUUGGAAGCUCUUACACUACUAAUUGAAAAGGAAGGUAGAAUAACAGAUGCACCCGGAUACACGGCCCUUAUGCAUGCGGUUUCACGAGGCUGUGUGUCAUCUGUGAAAGCCCUGAUUCCUUACGAAGCAGGAUUGACGCGGCCCCACGGCUGGACCGCACUGAUGGACGCAGCCAGUCGCAAUCUCAGUGAUAUCGUAUUCCUGCUACUAGACCACGAAGCUAAGCGUUCAAACGAAUUUGGGGUCACCGCCCUUAUGCUUGCUGCUAUGUCUGGGGCCACUCACUGCAUUGAGCUCUUACUCCCCCAGGAGGUCCGGAUGAAGGACAGCCUGGGCUGCUCUGCCCUAGUCUAUGCCAUAAAGGCAGAGCACAUUCCGUCUAUCCUCCUGCUUCUCCCAGAAGAGCACGCUGUGCGUGAUAGCGAAGGAAAGUUCCCCACCGAUUACGCCAAUUGUGACAGCAACAUUGUUUUCUUUAUCAGAGAGUAUGAUUGGCGUCGCACAAAGCCCUCUCGCGCCGUAUUUCUGCGGUUUGUCUCCGCGUCACAUGCACUUCUUUCACGCCAGGGCGCAAUUCCAGCUGAGGCGGAGGUUAUGGACGCUCUUCUGGGCUUCCUGGCCGGCGACGCCUCGCUGGGAGGGACUACGUCCGAUAUUGUGAGUGGGAUGAGCGAGAUCGCGACGCACCUCUACCUCCCUGCAGGGGUGCUGUGCGGCGUGUGCGGACGCGAACGCUUUGAGUACGUUGCACUCCCGUGCAGGCACGUGACGGUCUGCGGGUCGUGCCGGGCUCUAGGGCCUUCGUGUCCCGUGUGCUCCGAGCAGCCCAUUUCGUACCUGGGGCUCAUGUGGCCGGAUGAGUGA